Messenger RNA from Amyelois transitella, 724 nucleotides. RefSeq lists its product as uncharacterized. The record is from RefSeq and is a predicted model, not a curated record. NCBI's taxonomy places the organism in Eukaryota, Metazoa, Arthropoda, Insecta, Lepidoptera, Pyralidae. The transcript has 2 exons. The coding region runs from base 124 to 651 and encodes 175 amino acids.
AUAAAUUAUUCAGUGAUUUGGUAGUCCUAAUCAAAAAUAUAUAAAUUACUCUAAGAGCGGUUACUUAUUAAGUAAUUUUAGAAUAUAUUUAAUUUAUUUAUAUAUAAAUCACAAAAAAUCACAAUGAAUAAAUAUAUCUUGUUCCUAUUCUGCUUGUCGGCCUUACACUAUCAGGCCAUGUCCCAAUGCCCAAGACAACUAAAUUUCGUUAGGCAACUACAGCAAGAUGUCAUUGAAACACCAAGAAAUUUUGUACAACAUCAACCAACACUAAUUGCGGAAUCACCAUGUAAUUGUCAAGUCGCUUUGAAUCCAACCGUGCCUUCUUCAACGACAAUUAUAACAGAUUGUUCACCAACAGCUUGCAAGAACCUAGCGAACACAUUGCAACUGAUGAUAGUAUGCAAUUUGCUGCAAAACUCUAAAGGCGGUUCGGAAUUAGCCUUACAAUUGGCCGCGCCAAUGAUAAAUGAAUUGUUCACAUCACCGACUUUAAGUUGCGGCUGUUCAAACCCAUUCGCGGCUGGUUCACCUAAUUUCGUUACUCCUAAUGUCGUUUCGCCUAAUAUUAUUUCGGGUUUGACUAACACCGUCUCCGGUACAGCACCAUUUUUGACAUAUGCAACUAGUGGGUUGCUUUCUGGAUUUUGAUUUUGAAUUUAGAAGUUAAUUUAUUUAUUAUUUAUUCAGUGUUGGUGUGUUCAUUAAAGUUAUUAUUCUUUUU